AUGUCGCAGACCGUUGGGAAGACCCGUCUUGCCUACUCCCGAGUAUGGCACCACGUUGACGUCGGCACAGACGGCCGCAGUCUCGGUCGCCUUGCCUCCUCGAUCGCCCUCAUCCUUAUGGGCAAGAACAAGCCAAUCUAUGAUCCGUCCACGGACUGCGGCGACUACGUUGUCGCCGUCGGCUGCCACGACCUCCGCACAACCGGCAAGAAGCGGUUCCAGAAGCAGUACUAUACGCACACCACUCGUCCCGGUAGUCUGCGCAGCAUGACAAUGGACAAGAUGUUUGAGAAGUGGGGUGGAGGUGAGGUUCUGCGACGUGCCGUGAGGGGGAUGUUGCCGAAGAACCGGCUGCGGGACAAGCGAUUGGCGAGGCUCAAGACAUUCGAGGGUCUUGACCACCCGUAUAAGGACAAUAUCGUCCGUAUUGGGACUCCCUCGAAGAUUGGAGAGAUCCCGGAAGUGAAGGCGGCUUUCCAGGAGGCCAAGGUCUCGCAGUAA
Molecule: messenger RNA, 501 nt
Organism: Aspergillus mulundensis
Lineage: Eukaryota; Fungi; Ascomycota; Eurotiomycetes; Eurotiales; Aspergillaceae
Product: mitochondrial 54S ribosomal protein uL13m
Exons: 3
Coding region: 1-501 (166 amino acids)
Biological process (GO): translation; negative regulation of translation
Cellular component (GO): ribosome; mitochondrial large ribosomal subunit
Molecular function (GO): mRNA binding; structural constituent of ribosome
Source: RefSeq, a predicted model, not a curated record